Messenger RNA from Homo sapiens (human), 3241 nucleotides. It is a transcript of the gene ATP5MC3, whose product is annotated as ATP synthase membrane subunit c locus 3. Gene Ontology annotation, cellular component: mitochondrial inner membrane; proton-transporting two-sector ATPase complex, proton-transporting domain; proton-transporting ATP synthase complex. Gene Ontology annotation, molecular function: proton transmembrane transporter activity. Gene Ontology annotation, biological process: proton motive force-driven ATP synthesis; proton transmembrane transport. The record is from RefSeq and is marked reviewed. The coding region runs from base 129 to 446 and encodes 105 amino acids. Lineage: Eukaryota; Metazoa; Chordata; Mammalia; Primates; Hominidae. The transcript has 4 exons.
AGUCCCACUCCUUCGACCUCUGCCGCAGCCCGUGCCGCCGCCGCCUCCUGGGAAGAGAGGAAGCGGGAGAGGAGCCCACGUCGCCUGUCACCCAAUAUCUCCAGCCGCGCAGUCCCGAAGAGUGUAAGAUGUUCGCCUGCGCCAAGCUCGCCUGCACCCCCUCUCUGAUCCGAGCUGGAUCCAGAGUUGCAUACAGACCAAUUUCUGCAUCAGUGUUAUCUCGACCAGAGGCUAGUAGGACUGGAGAGGGCUCUACGGUAUUUAAUGGGGCCCAGAAUGGUGUGUCUCAGCUAAUCCAAAGGGAGUUUCAGACCAGUGCAAUCAGCAGAGACAUUGAUACUGCUGCCAAAUUUAUUGGUGCAGGUGCUGCAACAGUAGGAGUGGCUGGUUCUGGUGCUGGUAUUGGAACAGUCUUUGGCAGCCUUAUCAUUGGUUAUGCCAGGUAAUCAUUUCUAUCCCUAAAUAAGUUAAGAGCAUGCUUGCAGUAGUUGGAAACUUAGCUACUGAAAUAAUAGCUACUUUGCAUUAAGUGCUUACUCUGUGUCUUGCAUUAUAUUUAAAGGGCUUUGUAUGCAUUAUCUCACUUAAUUCUCAUAACACCAUUUGGGGUGUUAUGAGAAUAACAUCUAUGAAGGACUAGAGACACAGAGGCCACAUUACUUGCCCAGGUCAUAGCUAGUAAAUGUCAGAAAAUGAAUUUUAACUAAGUCUGACUUCAGAGUCUGCAUUCCUAAUUGUUAAGCUAUUUUGGGAAUAAAAUUAUUAGAGCACAUUCCUUAAAAGGAUCAAUUUAUUUUAUUUAAGACCUAAACUGUCAGAUCUUAAAAGGUAUAGAUCAUAUUUUCAGAUGGAUAAGAAUGUCAGAACCCAUCAAAAUGAAUGAAAACUAACCAUUUAUAUUGACAGACAGCUCCCUACCUUUACACCAUAUUAUCAGGAUUGAAGGAGAAUAGUGUAAGAGAGAUCUAGGCAAAUACUCUUCCAGCAGACUUUUCAGUUUACAAAAAUCCCCACACUAGUAAUCUGAUUCUUUAACAUUUACCAAACAUGUUGAAAUUAAUAUUUCAAAGUAACAGUCAUAUGUGGUCUCUUUUAGAAACCCUUCGCUGAAGCAGCAGCUGUUCUCAUAUGCUAUCCUGGGAUUUGCCUUGUCUGAAGCUAUGGGUCUCUUUUGUUUGAUGGUUGCUUUCUUGAUUUUGUUUGCCAUGUAACAAAUUACUGCUUGACAUGUUGGCAUUCAUAUUAAUUACGGAUGUAAUUCUGUGUAUCUUACUGUGACUCCGAAAACUGUAGUAUUGGUGUCAUGGGAAUGUACGUUAUUUCCAAAGUCAUUUCAUUAAAGAUGAAAACUUUAAUUUCUUCUGUGAUUUGUACUUACACUAAGUUUAGAUUAUCACAAAGAAGAACGUGCAUUCAGGCAGAUGCUGUCCCAUUCAGAGGAAGCUACAGCAGUUGCUCCACUGAUGAAAAAUAUUCCAAUGUAAUUUUUAUGGGAAUUCUUUUAUAUAGUGUUCUGCAUAUUGUAAUUCAUAGGGCUUUUGUUUAUUCAUAUAAAGGAUAAAUAUUUGGGUGUUUUGAGCUUCUAUAAAAUAUGAUUAAUUAAAGGUAGUUAAUACUCAAGAUGGUCUUGAGUUUUUAAGGUCUAACAUCAGUUAGAAUACUUCAAAUCAGAAUCACCUUCCAAGACUGACUUGACAGGUGGUUCUAAAAAUAAAUCACGUCAGCUUUUUAGGAAAUGAAGCCUUAAGCUAGGGGGUAAUGUGACUUUUGUUUUUCAGUAAGUCUCACAUUAAGCAAUUGUGUGCCUCUAAUGAAUCUUCCAUGUCUUUUCAGAACAGGCUCAGUCCAACUAGCAGCUAGUUUCUUACUUGAACAAGACUAUUAAAAACCAAAUAUCAAAAAACUGAAUUGGCUAGAUUUUUACAGCCAAAAAUUGCUGUAAGGCAGUGUGUAUCACUGUUGCUAACAUGUUUAUAGUGGGAGUCUUGGGGAUGAUAGCUGGUUCAACAGUAUUUUGCUGCUAAUACUUUAUGUUGCUUCUUGGUCAAACUUUUCCCAUUCAAAGGAAGAAGAUGGUGCUACUAUAGACAGUUUUUCCCCUAGCAAAUAUAUUGUACCAUAAUAUCUAUCAUCCAAGUUUCAGGGUUUUUUGAAAGUUGAUAAUUAGGAAAGUGACAUUUUACUUUUCUUAGUGCCCUUUGCCUGUUUGAUUUCCAUUGAGAAAGAGCAGUCACCAAAGUUCCUCAAGUGUCGGAAGACCACCUCCAUCAGAAUCAGUGCUUGUUUAAAAAAUAAAAAUCCCUAGGUUCCAGACCUACUGAAUUGGACUCUUUGGACAUGAGACUCAGCAAUCUACAUCUUUAAAAAGGCUUCCCAGGUGGUUUUUGUGCAUACUGUUUGAGAGUCACUAAGUUAUAUAUAUAUCCUACCUUCUGUAAAGUGAAAUGAGGCCCCAAAAAGCUAAAGAGGUAGAGCUGCUACCUCGUUUUUAGUUGAUUCAUCAUCUAGUCUAUAUCACCCAAAAGAAUUGGAAAUAGGUAUUCAAACAAAAACCUGUAUACAAGUAUUCAUAGAAGCACUACUUACAAUAGCCGAAAGGUAGAAACAACCAAAUGUCUAUCAGCUGAUGAAUGGAUAAGUAAAAUACAUCCAUAUAAUGGAAUAUUCAGCCAUGAAAAGGAAUGAGGCACUGAUACAUAAUGAAUAGAUGUGAGUGAACCCUAAGAAAGCAUGCUAAGUGGAAGAAGCCAGCCACAUGAUUCCAUUUAUAUGAAAUAUCCAAAAUAGGCAAAUCCACGGUGACAAAGCCAAUUAGUAGUUAUCAGGAACUAGGGAGGGGGUGAAAAGGGAGUGACUGCGUAAUGCGUAUGGGGAUUCCUUUUAGGAUGAUGAAAAUUGGAUGAAUUACAGCUGGUCUGAUGGUAGUGGGUUAUCAGAACUUAUUAACAUUAGUGUCAUUAAAGUUGGUAUAUAGCCCCUCACUGCUAAAUCUGGCUCAAAAAUUAAAAGAUUAUUAAAAUUUGAUGAAUUAGUGGUGAUGGUUGCACAACAUUGUAAAUAUAAUAAAUGUCACUGAAUUGUACACUUUAAGGUGGUUAAAAUGGCAAAUUUUACAUGUCUUACUGAAACUACUAUUUAAUACAAAGUACAUAGUAUAAAAUUUUAAAAGUGAUAGGAAAAUGCUUAGAUUAAUAUUCACCUAUUCCAAGUAUAUUUUAAAUAAAAACAGUCUUGGUAAAGA